Molecule: messenger RNA, 2067 nt
Organism: Prorocentrum cordatum
Lineage: Eukaryota; Dinophyceae; Prorocentrales; Prorocentraceae
Source: the annotation of a GenBank genome assembly
GGCCGACAGAUCGGCCCGUGCCACGAGGAUGCGCGAGAAGGACGCAAGGGCCGUGGGCGCCCAUUUCGAAGCUUCUUGAGCGGGGCGCGGCCCACGAAGGUGGUGAAGGACGGAGCGAGGAGGCAAGCAUUACAUGGCAUUUCAUGGCGUUGAAGAUCAAGUGGGCGAGGAGGACGAGAGAUGGCUCGCUCAGCAGGAAGGCGACCUGCCUUCCUCUCCUCCUUUCACCCGGCUCGCGCGGCAGCCUUUCGCGGAUCGCGCGCCCCCCGCGCGCAAUGUGCAGCGAUGUGGGCCAGGUGAGGCAGUGUGCCCCCCAGUGCGGCGAUGUGCAGCGAUGUGGUCUGGGUGAGGCCAGUGAGACUGCGUGAAACAGUAUGACCAACAGCGGUGCCACGGGCGCUACUGAAAGGGGCGCACUGUACGGGGCAACGUGGUCAUGCUUACAAGCCCAGGUGAGCGGGAACACUGAAAUACAGGAGCGAUUCCUCCAUGAUGACGAUGCUGCGACGGCACUCGAUGGCAUCAAGCGCAACCAUUCCAGGGCGGGAUGCCUACGGCAGGUUCGUGUCGUGCCGACUUCGGCGCUGUCGAUCCACACGACGCGAACGUACCGUGCAUGCCUGUGGUGCCGCAGCAGGAAAACGUCUCGGAAACCUUAAAAUCUGGAGAAUCAAUAUUAUGGCCGAGAGCGGGCUGGUCCUAGAGACCAUGGACAGCCCAGCACCGUGAAAAUCCCUGCACACGGGCAAGGGGAACACAACCAUGCCCGUGCAAGCGGCUGGGGCAAAAGAAAACUGGGCAAGGCCAAAGACUGGGAACUUGAUCAGACUGCCCCCCUCGGGCGUGAGACAGCAAACGGCCAGGCAGAUAGGACAGUGCACAAAACCGUCUGCAUCAGGCGAGCUUCGGAACGGGCACGGCAUGUGAAACGAGCUGCCCACUAAGACAUCGCUGGCUCGCCCUCCUCUGGACCGCCCGAGGCUAAUCCCCCCGCCGCACGACCGUAUUCUCAAUGCUGCGGGCGCGCGUCGCGUACUUGAGGGCGCAGAUGGUCUCGUCGGAGUUGUAGGACGACGGGGAGAGAUUGACGAACAUCAGCGUUUUCGCCUGGCCGCCCAGGCUGUCCUGCAUAAGCUGCGUGAGCUUGUGGUUCCUGUACGGGAUCACCUUCGCCUUCGCGGUGAGCGCUCCCAUCACGUCGCCCAGCGCCGUGAGCGACUUGUUGAUCUCGAUCGCCUCCUUCGCGCCCUCGCCGCUGACGCCGCUCUUCGCCAACCGCUCGCUUCCCGCCAUGUCGACCAAAGUGAUCUUACCCGGGCGGCUCCUCCCAGUGAUGCGAUCCGUGAUCUGCAGCUUGAUGAUGAACAUCAGGUGAGACCUCGAGGACACGGCGUUCAUGUUGGUGGCCUGGACCUUGCGCUUUGACAGCCCGUCCCCGAUCGUUUUGGCGAGAUCCUUCGCGCUGGUGGCCGGCCUCUCCACGACGCCGUCCAGCUGUACGGACACGCUCCCGUCGCCCUGGCGGACGCUCUUGAAGUCGAGCUUGGGGGGCUCCCUCUCCGUCGUGAGCAGAUCGCGCAGGUCGUUGACAUAUAGCUCGACCAUGGAGGCCUUUACCUCGGCCUCGUACUUGUCCCUGUCGCGCUCGAUCAUGGCGAACACCUCCUCGCAGGUCCGCGGCGAGACGCCCGGUUCCUUGCCGCUCCCGUACAGGGUCCACGUCUUGCCCGCGCCCGUCUGUCCGUAGCAAAAAAUGGUGACGUUGUAGCCGUCCAAAGCGCUCUGGACCAAGCUCCGGCAGUCCGCGAACACCUCGUCCUCGCGGGGGGCCCGGGGGGGAAGGCAGAGGGGGCCAGCCUUUUCAGGGGGCCGCGGGGCUUGUCACAGAAGGCCUUUCAGAGAAAUCUUCUAGGCCUCCCCGAAAGACACACAUCCGCCUUCUCAGAAGGCAUGCCCCCUCUAGCUUCCCACCUGGGCUCGCAGGAAAACCCACACUCGAAUCGACGAAUCGGCUCGGCGACCGAAACGAGUCGGACGGCGGAAAUCGGCGGCCGAGCCGAGAAAAGC